Messenger RNA from Leishmania mexicana MHOM/GT/2001/U1103, 486 nucleotides. RefSeq lists its product as hypothetical. The transcript has a single exon. NCBI's taxonomy places the organism in Eukaryota, Euglenozoa, Kinetoplastea, Trypanosomatida, Trypanosomatidae. Bases 1 to 486 code for a protein of 161 amino acids. The record is from RefSeq and is a predicted model, not a curated record.
AUGCGCCACUUUUUUCAGUGUAUGUCGCAGGCGCUGCGCGAGCGCGUGCUCGUGCCAUUGAGCCAGUUAACGUGGGCCGAGGUGCUGGUUGCUGUAUCUGUCGGUGUUCUAGGCGGCAUCUUUCCGGUGCCCUUCGUGACGUCAUUAAUUACGCUCGUGAUUGGGUACUACUUACGAUGCACGGCGACAGAGCUCGUGCUUGCCUCUACUAUAAACUUCUUCUCCACGCCCCUCCAGUUUGCGGUUCUACCUUCGCUUGCGCGCCUUGCAGGGAUUCUCACGCAAUCGGAGGUCGAAGCCUUCACCGCGCACGCGCUCCACGAGUCCCUUAGGGUGGGCUAUACCACCUUCCUGAGGUCCUGUGGCCGCAUGAUCUUCUACGCAACCGUGGGGUGGUUCUUCGUUGCCAUUCCAAUCGUCAUGGUUCUCCGCUCUGUUCAGCGGUGCAUUUUACAUCGUCACGUACACAAAGAGAUGGCAGAGUAA